This is a messenger RNA of Coregonus clupeaformis (lake whitefish), 2165 nucleotides long. Its product is annotated as ankyrin repeat domain-containing protein 24. Lineage: Eukaryota; Metazoa; Chordata; Actinopteri; Salmoniformes; Salmonidae. The coding region runs from base 1 to 1797 and encodes 598 amino acids. The transcript is spliced from 7 exons. The record is from RefSeq and is a predicted model, not a curated record. Gene Ontology annotation, molecular function: actin binding.
AUGGAGGGGGAGAGCAGUAAGGAGCUGAGGGAGAGGCUGUGUGGGCUGGAGGAGCAGCUGGCCCACUCCCAGUCUGAACUGGAGGAGCUGAGAGAACAGGUGCACCUUGGGGUCUACUCCGUGGAACAGGCGGGGGGCGACGGGGGCACGGUGGGUGAGACGGAGGGGGCGAGCCAGGAGACGCAGCAGCUGAGAGAGAGAGAGAGACAGGGGGAGGGACAGAGUGAGGGUGAGGGCGAGAGCGCAGGGGACAAUGACACAGUCAAACAGCUGAGAAAGAAAGUUAAGGAACUACAGGCAGCCCUGGAAGAGAAAGGAACAGAAAAAGAGGGCAUAAAGGAGGACGGAGGAGGGGAGAGUGAGACAGUGAGGAGCCUCAGGGAGAGGGUGAGCGAGCUUGAAGCCGCCCUGGCGGAGAGCAAGGAGUCAGAGAGAGCAGGUGGAAGGAGAGAGGGAGUGGUAAAGCCAGAAGGGGAGGUGGUGCGGAGGCUGCAGGGGCGUGUUGGUGAGCUGGAGGGGGAGCUGAGGCAGUGUGUGCCCCGUACGGAGCUGGAUGAGGUGCAGGUGACCCUGGGUCUGCAGUGUGAGCAGCUGGCCAGGGAGAGAGCUGAGGCCAGCCUGAGACUGAACGAGGCCUUACUGGAGCUGGAGAGACUACGGCCCCCCAGCCCCACACACCACCAGGGAGACGAGGAGGAGGAAGAGGAGGAGGAAGAGAGGUCAGAGGGGUCAGAGCCCUCCAUCACAUCAGAGCGCUCCCUGAGACGGGUGAGAGAGGAACUGGAGGUGGCUAGGCAGGAAGCAGCUCAGGCUCUGGACUGUUUGUGUGCGGAACGCGAGGGCCGGGCUCAGGACACCCUAAACAUGAGAGACGCAGUAUCCCUGUCCCAACACACAGAGGCGCUAUCAGCCCUGUCGGAGCAGCUGGCCCAGACAGCCCAGGAGCUGCAGGCAGAAAGGGCCCUGCGAUGCCAUGCCCAGACUGAGACGGCUAGGCUAGAGGCCCGGCUACAGGCCACACAACAGGAGCUUAUACCCAGAGAGGAGCACAACAAAGUUAAGACGGAGCUGCAGCGCGCUCUGCAGGCCAGUGAGAGCAGUGCGGCGGAGGCCAAGGAUGCUCUGAGUGUGAAGGAGACAGAGCUGAGAGAUCUGAGGUCCCAAAAGGCUGUGGAACAGGGCCUGGUGUCCAAGGAGGACCACGAGUCCCAGCGCCUCUCACUGCAGGCCGAUAUCAACACACUCACCGCCCGAUUCAACGACCUCACACGCAAACACGAGAAGACCUGCACCGAGGUGUUCCAGGUGCAGCGCGAAGCUCUGUUUAAUAAGAGUGAACGUCAGGUGGCCGAGGCUCAGCUGGCCACAGCGCAGCAGCAACUGGCUGACCUGCAGGCCCAGUCCAGCCACGUCCAGGAGCUCCACAAAGACAUCCAGGACUCCCAGGGCCUGGUCAAGGAGAAGGACCGCAAGAUAAUGGAGCUGUCUAAGGAGGUGUUCCGUCUGAAGGAGGCUCUGGGUGCUCUGAGUCCUCCUCUGGGACUCUCCUCCUCCCACUACUCCUCUCACUCCCACUCUGAGAGAGUCCCCCCUGUGAACCCUGGCCAGCAGGUGGCGCUGCAGAACAGAGUGGCUGUACUCUCCAAGGAGCUCCAGGAUUGGGAACGAAAGCACAGACAAGUCGUAGCUGUAUACCGAUCCCAUCUACUGGCUGCUGUACAGGGCCGGAUGGAUGAGGAGGUACAAGAUCUGUUACUGCAGAUCCUGAGGAUGUCACACAAGGACCAGGGUUACUGACCCCCCCAGGCAGUGUACUCCCUGUGCAAUGGAAGACACAACGGGCUAUGGGACCCAUCACUGUACUAUACCAUCUACUAACUACAGUAUAUGUACACACUUACUGAAAGCAACUGGUCUGUUCUGCAUACAGUACAGUACGUGUAGCCUUGGAAAUACAUUAAGGCUAGCCCAUUCAUGACUAGUAUUGAACUGGAUAUACAUGGACAGGUAUGGUUUUCUGGUAUCAGAAAGAUAAAUGUCUGUAUAGAUAAUAACUUGUAUUGAAUAACAAGAAUGUACGUCUUGUCUCAAUUGUGUGAUGAGCCUACUGAUUGUAUGUAUUUUGUAUGAUAUUCUUACAAUAAAGACGUAGAAAGAAACCAAAA